AUGACAUCUGAUACCAUCCUCGAUAUUUGCACCCAUCAUCAACACUUCGACCGCUUGCUCAUACGCUCACAUCCCGAUGAGACUCAUGCGGUAGCAAGAGAUCUUCAAACAGCCUUUGAAAGCUCAACCUCUUCCUGUCUUGGUCCAUUAGGCCGACUUCCCAUUGAGCUACUAUGGAUGAUCUUCCGCAAUUUGGACGUACAAUCUUACUUUCGACUCCGUCACGUCAACAGAAAGUCCCGUGCUAUAUGUACUGCAGUUCCAGAGUACCAGGCAAUUGCAACAUAUGGGUUGGAAGCUCUACGGGGUAUGCUUCGUACUGGCCUUGCUCAGACCAUUACAAUCGGAGACUUAUAUAAGUCACUGAUCCGGAAGACAUGCGAAGUAUGUGAUAAAUCCGGGGGAUUUCUGUUUCUCCCUACCGCCACUCGCUGCUGCUUUGAGUGCAUCAGAACUGCACCAGAUAUGCAAGUCAUAAGCACCUCAACACUCUCCAUGAUCACCAAAAAGUCCACCAAACGACUAUUCCGCGUACUGGGACCAGAGUUACGCACUAUCCCUGGCUCGUAUUCCACACAGGGCAAUCCUUGGCGUCCAAAAGGCUUGAUGUCUGCAAAGUUAGCGAUAUCGAAAUCGUAUAGUCUCGGCAUACGGGAUAGGUCUGCAUUCAGGGAGUUGCUAAGACGAAGUGAUCAGGAAAGCCACCGUUUCAUGGCUUCUACUGCGUUCCCAUGGUAUGAUCCCGGCAGCAAGAGGGUGGAGAGUGCUGUGGCUUGCAAGGAUGUUGCGUUCAAGUGGGAUACCAAAUUCAGCGUUCAGGAGGCUCUCUAA
Molecule: messenger RNA, 831 nt
Organism: Fusarium sp. VM40
Lineage: Eukaryota; Fungi; Ascomycota; Sordariomycetes; Hypocreales; Nectriaceae
Source: the annotation of a GenBank genome assembly